GAUGGGGGUAGAGCGGGCGGGGAAGCCCCAGACCGCGUCGGAGGCGCUGACUGCGCUCUGUCCGCACAGGGUCCCACGCUGCCGGUCGCAGGCCCCGCGCCGCCGGUACCCGCUGCCUGAGGCCCGGCCGGCCGUGCCGCUGUGCUUGCCCGCCGCCCGCUGGGAGGGCGGCUCCCCCCGCAGCACGCCUUGGGCCCGCCGUGCCGGGCCGCUCCGCAGCCCCGUCACCGUGAGAAUCGCCCCGCCGGCCGUCGGCGUCGCCCGCUCCCCGGCUCUAGAACAGCUGGUCUCGCCUCUGGCCUUCCCAGCCACCAGCAGCCCUGACCCAUGUGCAAAGGAGACUGUGCUGAAUGCCAUCAGGGAGAGCAGGAAAAGGGCUGUGGAGGAGGAGGACCACCAGACUUUUGGGAAUGAUCAGGAGAGCAAAAGAAGGCGCCACGACAGCAGUGGAAGUGGGCAGUCAGCAUUUGAGCCACUGAUAGCCAAUGGUGCCCCUGCUUCUCUUAUACCCAAGCCAGGCUCUCUGAAGAGGGGCCUCGUCUCACACUGCCCAGAUGACUGCUCCAACAAGAGGUCUCGCACCUCCUCCAUGAGCUCCCUCAACAACACCUAUGCCAGUGGGAUCCCCAGCUCCAUCCGCAAUGCCAUUGCCAGCUCCUACAGCUCUAGCCGGGGCCUCACACAGCUGUGGAAGAAAAGAGGUGUAAGCGUGUCCCCUCUGUCCAGCCCAGCAUCCUCCCGCCCUCAGACACCAGAGUGGCCUCUCAAGAAAGCCAGGGAAGAGGAGUCACAGCGUUCCAACGCUUCCACCCCAGUGAAAUCAGACAAGGAGCUGCAGACAGAGAAAGUUGUGGAGUCACCAGUGUGGAAGAAGCAGAAUUCCCUGAGCCCACCAUCUGCUUCGGGGAGCAGCGGGAAGCGCAAGCGGAAGAUUCCGUUGCUGUCAUCUUUCCGUGGAGACCAGCUGAUGCUGCCCCCACCACCUCAGCUGGGCUACUCCAUCACCUCAGAGGACUUGGAUGCAGAGAAGAAGGCAGUGCUGCAGUGGUUCAACAGUGUCUUGGAAGACAAGGCUGAUGCAGUCCCCAGCACCACUGCAGAGAUGAUGCCUGUGUCCAAGCCACCGGUGUUUGAUGUGACCUCCCCCGGGCCUAUGCCUGCCUCCACAGCUCCUGCCCUGGCCAGUUCCUCACUUCUGGACAGUCUGAAGAAGAUGCAGAGCAGCCAGGCUGUAUCCACAACACCAGACUCCACUGGAACUGUGGCAGCAUCCCAACCAUCUACGUCAGCUGCACAGCCACCUGCUUCUUCUGUGUCAUUGGAGUCAAGCUCUCUGCCUGCCAUCUCUGCUGACACCAAGCCUGUGCCUGUACUGAGCACACCUUCCCCCAGUGCUCCCCGUGCCCUGGUGGUGCAACCCCCCAGCAGCCUGGCCCCUCCUGUGCUCACUGAGCUGGGCCAAACCCCCAGCAAGCCUCCCUCCUUCCCAAAGCCAAGCAUCCUAUUCGGGAUGCUGAACACCCCGCCAGCCAGCCAGCCGGCAGUGACUUUGGCCACUGCUAUGCCCACCACGGCCACUGCUACACCCACUGCUUCCACUGCUGUGCCCACCCCACCCACUGCCGUGUCCACCACAACCCCCAUCUUCAAGCCCAUCUUUGGUGCUGUGCUGAAGAGUGAGAACACAGCAGUCUGCACGGCUGUCACUUCCACCACAGCCACCAUGCCUGUAAGCUCAGGCCCUGCCUCAAUGUCCUCCGCAUCCUCCAUAUUCAAGCCCAUCUUCGGCAGCAUCACUGCAGCUUCAUCUCCAGCGAAAGUCUCUCCUUUCGCCUUCAAACCCGCAGCACAGUCAGCCUCAGAGCCGACAACUGCCUCCACAGCUCCUGUGGCAGGAAUCUCGGGUCUUCCCAACGUCAUCUUCACCACUGCAGCUACAACUGCCAUUACCCAGAGUUCCUCCACGGAUGCCGCCAUUAAACCUGUCUUCAGCUUUGGACCAAACCCGCCUGCUUCCACUGGCCCUGCUGCCAGUGUGACUGUCACUGCUGCAACCUCCACCAGCACAACACAGCCCUUCCUGUUCGGGGGCCUCUCCAGCUCUGCUCCCAGCACAGAAACCAGCUUUGCCCCCUCAGGGCCUGUGUUCCAGUUUGGGAAGCCACCUCCAGCUGCAGUCACUGCCACCACCAGUGUCCCAGGAGGCCCUGCCUUUGGCCAGGUACCUUCAAACUCAACGGUUGCUGCCACCACCAUGGGCUUUAGCAUAUUUGGGAGCACUACACUGACCACCUCUGCCCCAGCCAGCACAGCUCAAGCACCACUGACAUUCGGCUCCUCCGUUUCAGCUUUUGGCAGCUUUUCAGCCAGUGUAAAGCCACCGCCACCAUACCCUGGCACUGGGGGCCAGCUCACCUUCAGCACUGGGGCUGCUGAGAGCCAGGUGCCCACCAGCAAGCCUGCUGUUGGCCCCAUCAGCUUCACCCCCCCGUUCAGUUUCGGAGCCCCCCCGGCACAGUCGGUGGCUCAGUCAGCUUUUGGCAGUGGUGCCCAGCCAGCCUUUGGCACAACCAGUGCCCAGGGCUCCUUUGGCACCAGCAGCACCCAGGCAGCAUUUGGGACCACCACCUCAGUGUUCUCUUUUGGAACAGCCACGUCCACCACAUCCAGCUUUGGUGCUACCACCCAGACCACAAGCAGCAGCACUGGUGCCACUGUUUUUGGCACCACCCCAUCUCCAUUUACUUUUGGGGCCAGCACCCAGCCGGGCCCCUCCGCCAGCGCCUUUGGGAUGGGUACGCCGGGCCUCAGCAGUGGGUCCCCAGCCGUGGCCUUCAGCUUCGGGGCUGGGCAGGGCGGGGCAGCCCCGGCAGCAGCACCCUUCGGCUCAUCUCUGCUGCAGAGUGCACUGGGAGCGCAGGGCCAGAGCACGCCCUUCGCCUUCACCAUGACCAGCACUCCCAACAGCAAGCCUGCGUUUGGAGGAGCUCCAGUGCCCACCUUUGGGCAGGGCACACCUGUCCCUGGAGCCGUGGGCAGCGGAAGCGGCACCCUUUCCUUCAGGACACCCAGCACUCCUGCCUCAAGCUUUGGAGGAGUCGGCACUUCCUUUGGUUCAUCCACUCCCGCCUUCUCCAUCGGGGCAGGAUCCAAGAUGGGCACUCGCCAACGGCUGCAGGCACGGAGGCAGCACACCCGCAAAAAGUAACCCUAGUGCUGCUGGGCUCCACUGGCUCACGUGUGGGGGGCUCUGGACUGGAGCUGUCCCUGUGGUGGGACCAGGCCCCAUCCCUGACACUCACUGGAUACCAUGCUGGGACAGGAUAAGCCAAACGCUUUUACUUGAACAGUUCCAGAGCCAAGACUGGAUAAAUCUGUGUACAUAUCCA
Messenger RNA from Onychostruthus taczanowskii (white-rumped snowfinch), 3389 nucleotides. RefSeq names its product POM121 transmembrane nucleoporin (gene POM121). The transcript is spliced from 12 exons. The record is from RefSeq and is a predicted model, not a curated record. Gene Ontology annotation, molecular function: structural constituent of nuclear pore. The coding region runs from base 2 to 3208 and encodes 1068 amino acids. Gene Ontology annotation, biological process: RNA export from nucleus; protein import into nucleus. Gene Ontology annotation, cellular component: nuclear pore. Lineage: Eukaryota; Metazoa; Chordata; Aves; Passeriformes; Passeridae.